GAUUAAAGGUGUCAGUCCCAAAGUGAUGAAGGUGAUCCAGAUGUUGAGGCUGAGGAAGAUCUUCAGCGGCGCCUUCGUCAAAAUCAACAAGACCUCCGUGGCCAUGAUGAAGAUGGUGGAGCCUUACGUGGCCUGGGGAUUUCCCAACUUGAAGUCUGUUCGUGAGCUCAUUCUGAAGAGAGGACAGACCAGAGUCGGCAGGAGGAAAGUUCCUCUCACAGACAACACCUUCAUCGAGCAGCACAUGG
Plectropomus leopardus (leopard coralgrouper) is the source of this 248-nucleotide messenger RNA. Lineage: Eukaryota; Metazoa; Chordata; Actinopteri; Perciformes; Serranidae. The record is from RefSeq and is a predicted model, not a curated record.